This is a messenger RNA of Chelonus insularis, 3021 nucleotides long. Its product is annotated as sodium/potassium-transporting ATPase subunit alpha-like. Gene Ontology annotation, cellular component: plasma membrane. NCBI's taxonomy places the organism in Eukaryota, Metazoa, Arthropoda, Insecta, Hymenoptera, Braconidae. The record is from RefSeq and is a predicted model, not a curated record. Gene Ontology annotation, biological process: sodium ion export across plasma membrane; proton transmembrane transport; intracellular potassium ion homeostasis. The transcript has 9 exons. Bases 114 to 2927 code for a protein of 937 amino acids. Gene Ontology annotation, molecular function: P-type sodium:potassium-exchanging transporter activity; ATP binding; ATP hydrolysis activity.
AUAAAAGUAAUACUAUUGAGAAUAUUCGUCAUGAUGUUGAAACAAAUGAUCAUUCGAAACCUCUUGAUGAGCUUCUAGAAGAAUUAGAUGUAGAUCCUAAUGUAGGAUUAUCAAUGAAAAAAGCUCAUGAGUUGUUGAAAAAAAAUGGACCAAAUUCUUUGACACCUCCUAUUAAAUCAUCAGAAAUUGCAAAACUUAUUCGAUGCUGCUGUGGUGGUUUUUCAUUUCUUAUAUGGAUUGGAUCAUUUUUAUGUUUUGGAAGCUACAUAAUCGAAGUUCACACACACACAGAUGCAUCUCAAGAUCACUUAUGGCUUGGAGUUGUUCUAAUUGUUUUAAUAAUGGUCACAGGGAUGUUCAGUUAUUAUCAGCAGGCAAAAAGCUCGAAGAUUAUGCAGUCAUUUAAUGAUAUGUUACCACAACAAGCAAAAAUAUUGAGAGAUGGAGAAAUAAUGGUGAUUGGAGUAACAGAAUUAGUUGUUGGAGACAUUGUCCUUCUCGAAACUGGUGACCGAGUACCUGCUGAUAUUAGAAUACUGGAAUGUCAAGGUCUUAAGGUCGACAACUCUUCAAUUACUGGAGAAUCAAUUGCGCUAUUAAGAUCUGCACAAGCUUCUGAAGGUAGUGUUCUUGAAGCGAGAAAUAUGGCUUUCUUUUCAACAAAUGCAGUAGAAGGAACCGGAAAGGGGGUUGUGGUAGCUUGUGGAGAUCACACGGUAAUGGGCAGAGUGGCAAAAUUAACUUCUAGAUUGUCCUCAAGGCCAACACCAUUGUCCCGCGAAAUAGACUAUUUUAUGCGCUGCAUAUCAUGUUGGGCAAUUUUCCUGGGAGUUUUUUGCUUUUCCAUGUCAUUAGCAGUUGGUUAUGGAUGGAUGAAUUCUAUUCUUUUUUUGAUUGGAAUAAUAGUAGCUAACAUUCCGGAAGGUCUGUUGGCUACUGUAACUGUCAGUUUGACACUAACGGCAAAAAAAAUGGCAAAUCUGAACUGUUUAGUUAAAAAUUUAGAACCUAUUGAAACUCUUGGGUGCACUGCAGUUAUUUGUACGGAUAAAACUGGUACAUUAACUCAAAAUAAAAUGACAGUUAGACAUUUUUGGUAUGAUGGAAAAUUAAGAGAAGUUAUGGUCUCUGACACUUGGAGAAAAUAUGCUAAUGAUCUAGGCUUUAGAAAUAUUGCAAGAGUUGCGAGCCUCUGUAAUCGAGCACAAUGGGCGCCUACUUCUGGUCCUCCUCUUCCUUUUAGAAAACGUAAAGCUCUCGGUGAUGCAUCUGAUAUUGCUCUUUUCAAGUGCAUGGAAAUUCUUAUAAGAGGCGGUGUGAAUACCUUUCGAAAUAACUAUAUAAAAGUUUUUGAAAUACCGUUCAACUCAACAGAUAAAUUUCAAGUCAGCAUUCAUAUGUUUCGAAAUCGUCAUGUACUUUUUCUCAAAGGAGCACCUGAAAGAGUCUUGGAACGGUGUUCAAAGGUAGCUUUUUCAAACACUACAAAGGACUUGACAGAAGAUGUAAAGAAUGCAUAUACUGAGUCGUGCUACGAGCUUGGAAGAAAUGGAGAAAGAGUUUUAGGCUUUGCAGAUUUAGAAUUGUCAGACGUUUCGUUUCCACCUGAUUAUGAAUUUCAAGCAGAUCCACCUAAUUUUCCACUUGAGAAUUUGCGAUUGAUUGGUUUGAUCGCUAUGAUGGAUCCUCCAAGAGCAUCAGUACCCGAUGCAGUUUAUAAAUGUCGUUGCGCUGGAAUUAAAGUAAUAAUGGUAACAGGAGAUCAUCCUGACACUGCCCAAGCAAUUGCAAAGUUCGUGGGAAUUAUUACUGAUGAUUAUGAUGAUGAUUCUGAACGAUCUAUCGUAAUUACUGGAACUGAGUUGAAAAACCUAGACUCGGAUCAAUUAGAUACAAUGAUUAAACGCUACCCAGAAAUAGUUUUUGCAAGAACAUCACCGGUUCAAAAGCUUCAAAUCGUUGAGAGUUGUCAGAGAUUGCAUUUGAUCACGGCUGUAACUGGAGAUGGUGUCAAUGACUCUCCGGCAUUGAAACAGGCUGAUAUUGGAGUUUCUAUGGGAAUUACAGGAUCCGAUGUGAGCAAAGAAGUAGCUGAUUUAAUUCUUCUUGAUGAUAAUUUUGCAUCAAUCAUAACUGGUAUUGAAGAAGGAAGAAGAGUCUUUGACAAUUUAAAAUCAAGUAUUGCUUAUACACUUGCCAGUAAUGUACCUGAAAUCACGCCUUUCUUAGCUUUCAUUACUUUGGGAAUUCCUUUACCUGUGGGUCUUAUUUGCAUUCUGUGCAUUGAUCUUGGUACAGAUAUGUGGCCAGCUAUUUCUUUGGCUUAUGAAAAAUCAGAAAGCGAUAUAAUGUUAAGACCACCGAGAAUUCCUCACAUGGAUCAUCUAGUAAACAGAAAGCUAGUCUUCAUGGCCUAUGGACAAAUAGGGAUUAUUGAAGCUGCAGCAGGUUUUUUCACCUACUUGGUUGUGAUGGCAGAGCACGGCUUUUUACCACAAAGUUUGCUUGGUUUGCGAGACCACUGGGACAGUGUUGCAGUAAAUAAUCUGAAGGACAGUUACGGUCAAGAGUGGACUUAUGAAGAACGGAAGGUCCUUGAAUAUACUUGUCAUACAGCUUUCUUCGUAGCAAUAGUCAUUGUUCAAGUGGCGGAUGUAAUUAUUUGCAAAACCCGCAGAAAUUCUAUCUUUCACCAAGGAAUGAACAAUUGGGUGCUAAAUCUAGGAAUUUUGUCUGAAAUAGCUCUAGCCUGUGUAGUUUCUUAUGCUCCCCACAUGGAUGUUUACCUUAAAACAUAUCCUUUGAGAGCUGCUUGGUGGCUAACUGGUGUUCCUUUUGCAAUAAUAAUUUUUGUUUAUGAUGAAUUAAGAAAACUUUGGAUCCGAAAACAUCCUGGUGGUUGGUGGGACCGUGAGACAUCCUAUUGAAAGAACAAAAUUAUUUUAGAAUAAAAUGAAGGAUUUUUGAAGAUGUUAUUUUUUUUUGUUAAAUUAAUGCAUUCAAUGGUGUAUAUACAUUCCU